AUGGAAGGCCCAAACAGCACCUCUUUUGCCGACGCUACUGUGAAUGGGUUUAGCGCGACGUCGUCUCCAUGGUACCUGGCAGCUUCUUGCACACUUUUACUUGUCUUGUCAUUGGCCUCGACAAGGAACAGGGGCACCAAGCUUCCAUACCUUAACCCUAAGAAAAGGUUUGAGUGGUCUUCAGCUAGAGCUGUCGGCCACUUCAUUGCGAAUGCUCGGAAAAUGCUUUACGAUACAGCAAACAGCUUAUCUGGGAAACCCUUCCGUGUGUUGAACGACAUCGGCGACGUUAUUGUUCUGCCGCCUGAUUUUGGUCAAGAAAUCCGCAAUGACAAGCGGUUCAGCUUUACUCAAGGUCUUUAUGAGGACUUUCAGGGUAAAUACGCUGGCUUCGAACCAUACAAAGAAUCGUGUCACCCUUCUGGGAGACUUCAGAAUGUGGUUAGGUUAAGACUGACCAAAACUCUCGGAAAAAUUACUGCUAUUCUAUCCAAAGAGGCCGAUUUGGUCAUACAAGAGACAUUGUCAGAUUCUAAAGAGCCACAUGAUGUGGUUUUGAAAAAAGCGGUCCUCGAAGUAAUUUCAAGGCUUUCUGGUCGUAUCUUCGUCGGGGAGCGUUUAGGUAGGAACAAGGAAUGGCUGCACACAGUGAUCUCGUAUGUUGAGUUGAGCAUUUUUGCCAUGCAAAGUAUGCGGAUGUGGCCCGAGUUCGUUCGACCACUUGCUGCCUGGUUCCUCCCCGGCCCGAGGAAACUUCGUGCAUACAUCAAAGAUGCAGAAAAAUUUGUCUUUGACGAGCUUAAGAGACGGCGUGAUGAGUCACCAAGUGUCGAGUACAACGAUGCCAUCGAGUGGUUCGAUGAAAUGGCUAAGGGGCAGCGGUAUAACCCAGCUGUAGCACAGCUGAUACUAGCCAGCGUUGCGGUGCAUACCACCGCUGACCUUGUCACCCAGACGAUGUACGACAUACUUCAGAACCCUGACUUGAUCCAACCGCUUCGUGAAGAGGCUAUCAGGGUCAUUGGAGAGGAAGGAUGGAAAAAAACCUCUCUUCACAAUCUCAAGUUAAUGGACAGCGUGCUGAAAGAAAGCCAGCGCCUAAAGCCCGUUCAGAUCGUGGGAAUGAAUCGUCGUGUCAUGGAGAAUGUUCAGCUUUCAGAUGGUACUAAGAUUACUCGUGGCAGUGCCACUGUUGUCUCCGCAGAACGUAUGUGGGAUCCAGAGAUCUACAAAAAACCCCUAGAGUUUGACGGCUACCGAUUUUAUCGUCAACGGGGCGGGCCAAAUGAUGCUGUUAGCCAACUGGUGAGCACCAGCGUGGAUCACAUGGGUUUUAGACAUGGAAUGCAUUCUUGUCCUGGGCGCUUCUUCGCCGGCAACGAGGCAAAGGUGGUUCUGGUGCAUCUACUGCUCAAAUACGAUUUCGAAUUUGCGGAGGGUCAGAAGCCCAAAUUUAUGGAAUUUGGGUUUUCGUGCGAGUCUGAUUCUUCAGUCAAAGUAUCCGUCCGCAGACGUCAAGAGGAAAUCGAUUUGUCUGUUCAGGAUUCGCAGGAGUGA
Colletotrichum truncatum is the source of this 1557-nucleotide messenger RNA. Its product is annotated as cytochrome p450 monooxygenase. Lineage: Eukaryota; Fungi; Ascomycota; Sordariomycetes; Glomerellales; Glomerellaceae. Gene Ontology annotation, molecular function: monooxygenase activity; iron ion binding; oxidoreductase activity, acting on paired donors, with incorporation or reduction of molecular oxygen. The record is from RefSeq and is a predicted model, not a curated record.